UACAGUAUUACACAUUCAUACAUACACAAUAUAGCUAGGUACCCAUUACUUUUCUUUCACUUUAAAAAUUAUUUGACCAAAUUCGUAUGGAUGUUCGUGUUUUUUCGUAUGUAAUUAUUGUUGUUUACACUUCGUAGUAAUUGUUACAAUGGACCUAUCUGGAUUUUGUCGGUACUGUCUGACGGAAGACGAUGCAAAAACGCCCAUAGUCGAAGAUCCUGAUGGUCUGGCAGAGAAAAUAAAUAUGUGUUUACCGAAUAAAUUUUCAGAAGAAGACCCRUUUCCAAAAAUGAUAUGUAAUAGUUGUCAUCGGAAACUUUUGGAGACGUAUAACUUCUUUAUGUGCAUCCAGGAGACUGAGAAUCAUUUUCGUGGCAUCUUGGAUCAAAUGAAUCAGCCACCAAGUGAUUGUGAUGUAGGGACACCCACAGUUAGAAGACCAAGUAAAAGAAAAUCAGGACCUUGUAAACGUUUGUCUGUUAAAUCACCCAAGAAAACUGUUCAUGCUGAGAUAGUAGAUGAUGAAAAUCAGWGCAAAUCUGUGGACGAACCUUCAGAUAGUUUGACAGAAAAACAAGAUAAACCUCUGCAUGUAUGUGAAAUCUGUGAUCGCACAUUUCAAAAUCUUUUGGCAUUUAACACUCAUGUCUUAAACCAUAAUAAUGAACCUCCUACUAUUUCAUGUGAGUCAUGUGGUUAUACWACACAGCAUCGAUCGUCUAUGUACCGUCAUCAAAAGCGUCAUCUUAAGCAGUCCAAGUAUACAUGUUCAGAAUGCAACAAAAAUUUUAUUACAGAAAGUUCACUAAAUGAACAUAAAAAUAAGCAUACUGGUGAUAAGCCAUUUAAAUGUGAAUCAUGUAAAAAAUCAUUCUCUUUAUCUCGAUACUUAGCAACACACAUGCGCCUUAUACAUGGUGAUACAGUAUCAUACGUGUGCACUCAAUGUGGGCGUAAAUUUGAUGAUCGAAGUUCACUAGCUCUACACCGUCGAACUCAUAAAAGAGCUAUGUCUUGUCUAUGUGACAUAUGUGGCAAAGAACUAUCCAGCAGAGAACAUUUGAAGUUACACAAACGAUUACACACAGGAGAGAAACCAAAUGUAUGUAGYUUCUGUGGUAAGGGUUUUGCAAAACAAUGUACAUUAGUAUUACAUCUCAGGACUCACACUGGUGAAAAGCCUUAUCAAUGUGAUCAGUGUGGUAAGACAUUCUCUCAGCGUUCUUCUUACGUAAUUCAUUAUAGAAAACAUACAGGUGCAAGACCUUAUGUGUGUGCUUGUGGUAGUGGUUUUGUAUGCAGAGCAAUGUUAACUGCACAUGAAAAGACAUGUGCUUUUGUUUUUCCUAUCAACAUGUACCAAAGCAUGUAUUAACUUAAAAUAAUUUUUAAAUCUUAUUCAAAUUUAUAAUUGUUUCUGUAAUUAUCAUUGUUAUGACUUAUAAAUUAUGAUAAUAAUUUAUAAUACAUUUUUUUUAAAGCCAUAAUUUUUGAGUCCCCUACCAAGUGUUUACUUCUUGAUGAUGGAAUUUUUUUUUUUAUACUAAAAGUGUCAAAAUUAGUAGUCAACACUAAAUGCAAUAAUGACUCAUUCAUUUUUAUGCUUUAUAUAUUUAUCACUUAGAAUUUGUAUAGUUAGUCUAACAAAWUUUUUUUUUUUGGUAUGGUAUGUAUAUGAGAGUACGUCCAAAGUUCUUGUURGUUUGUCUAUUUGGCAGAAAUUUUAUCGAGCACAUGGAAGUUUCUACUAUGUCCUAUUUUGGAGAGAUGGUGCUCUCUUACACUUGGCAGUUGUCUGUCCUGAGAGAAUAGCYGGGUUUGYACGGCAUCUGAAUUGCCAUUUUAGUUCUAUUGGCCACUCUGUGUCUCAAUAAAAUAUUUAAUGUUUAUGAUUAWUUUUUAAAAAUUACACUGUUUAUUAUAAUAAUUAGGUUAAUAUCUGCAUUACUAUGGGCUGCACAAUUUUCAAAGAAUAACUAAAUAUUUAUUUUGAGGGAAUUGGAACUAUUUAUUUAAUGUUUUAAUAUAAUAUUAUUAUUUAUUUCAUAUUAUAUAAUUGGAAGUAAUAUUGAUGAUGGUAUGAAAUGUAUACUUUUUAAAUAUAUUUACGGAGUGUUCCCAUAGCUAUWUAUAUAAACAAAAAUGACAACUCACAACUUAUUACAUUCAAACAUUAUAUUUAAAAUUAAUAUGUUUAAAAUGUUUCCUUAACAUUAGAUGUGUAUGUUACAUAAUAUAUAUAUAAUAUGGUUUUUAUUUGGGUAUGUUUUUUUUUUCAUGAAAUUAAAAUAUUCUUUUCCAAAUAACCUUGGUUGCCAUCUAUAAGAGUUUACAAACUUAAGCGGUAAGAUAAUAUGUUAAUGAUCCCACCAUUUUAAAUUAUUAAAUUCUUAUGGAACACUCUGUAAUUAAAUUUGUGUUAACUUGAAAAUGGGUAUUGUAUUACCAAACUUAAAAGUUAUGGACACGCUUUGUUUCAUUGUGCAAUACUGCAAUACCUAUGUUUAGAUAUUUUUGAGAAUAAAUUAUUGUAUGAUAUUAUAAUAAUACUUGUUAUUGUUGUGAACAUAUUGCUCUAGAGCAUUUCACCUAAUUCAUC
This is a messenger RNA of Diuraphis noxia (Russian wheat aphid), 2599 nucleotides long. RefSeq lists its product as uncharacterized. The record is from RefSeq and is a predicted model, not a curated record. Gene Ontology annotation, biological process: regulation of transcription by RNA polymerase II. Gene Ontology annotation, molecular function: RNA polymerase II cis-regulatory region sequence-specific DNA binding; DNA-binding transcription factor activity, RNA polymerase II-specific; zinc ion binding. Gene Ontology annotation, cellular component: nucleus. NCBI's taxonomy places the organism in Eukaryota, Metazoa, Arthropoda, Insecta, Hemiptera, Aphididae.